Molecule: messenger RNA, 1839 nt
Organism: Acanthoscelides obtectus
Lineage: Eukaryota; Metazoa; Arthropoda; Insecta; Coleoptera; Chrysomelidae
Source: the annotation of a GenBank genome assembly
AUGAAACAGCUUCGAAACGCAAAAAAGGGUUCGUCGAGCUCUCUCAUAUUAGGAGGAAGAUUUGGUAGGAGCUGUUUUCUCAAAGCUGGAGGAUGUUUAGGAAAACGAACUGAAAAUCAUCUACCUGUCAGAGACAUAAACGAAUUGACGUUGCAAUCAAGGGGAUUCAUGAAGCUGUUCGGGAAGCCACAAAGACGGGAUCAGACCUCAGACCACUCCAGCGAUAUACUUUACUGGUACGAUUAAGUUUUUUAAUUUAGUUUUUUGUAAUUACCUGUAAGCAUUUUUCAUUGAUCGAGUGUAAUAUUUUAACAAAAUCUGCUAGUUUGUAAAAUAAAACCUAUAUUUUUUGUUAAUUAACAUUACAGAUCGAUGCAACUUUUUACUUCGUUUCAGGGAUACAGGGUGCUGUAAAUUUGUAUACGUUUUUAGGCCAUAAAUUAGUGAAAAAUAAAGAAAACAUUUUCUAUCGGGAGUCAAAUGAUUCCAGUUUUCAUGUCUCUGAUUUGGUUUCGGCUGGACAUUUUUUUAGGUACUCUUUAUACUAAGCUGCUAAAAAUUAUGAAUUUUGAGGUGAUAUAUUCUAUUUACGCAGAUCCGUAAAAAUGGUUCAUUCUCGAUAUCGAAAAACAGUUUAGUACACCCUGCAUUUCAAACCUAUGUUUUUCCGACAUUUCUUGAAAAAUUUUCUUUUCGUCAAAUAUUGCUACUGGUUAUCACCCUUUUAAUUUUUUUUAACAGUCGGAUUUUCUGAAUCGAUAAGUUGGACGUCCAGAAGUUUAGAAUAUUAGAGAGUUUUGGUAAUCAUAAACACUGCAUUUUUAAACGUUAAUUUACCUAUAACUUAUGACUCAAAUUCAGCGGCCAUUUCCGAUUGCUGAAAUUGUCUAUUGUUUAUUUGCAGAUCUAUUGGAUUAAUAAAUACACAUUACAUGAAUACAAUUUUCAUACGUUUAUAAAAACGAUAUAGGUACUAUGAGAGCUUUGUUUAAUCGUAUGCAGAUUCAAAAUCAGAUUGUUCUCAAAUUGUAAUAAGACUCUUUCGAAAAUUUACGACACUUUCAAAUAAAUUAUUCGACCACCUCCAUCUUUGGAUGAUUCCAGCGAUAUACUUUACUAAACGAUUAUUUUUUUAAUUUAGGUUUCUGUAAUUGCGUAUAUGCGUUUUCCUUCGAUCGAGUGUAACAUUCUAACAAAAUCUAGUAGUUUGUUGAAUAAUUCGAAAAUCUAUAUUUGUUUGUUCAAUAAUAUCUACAGGGUGAUGCAACUUUUGCCUUCGUUUCACGAAUACAGGGUGCUAUAGACUUUUAUGCAUUUUUUAGGCCUUGAAUUAGUGAAAAACAAAUAAAAUAUUUCAUUGGGAGUAAAAUGAUUCCAGUUUUCAUGUCUCGGGUUUAAUUUGGGCUGGACAUUUUUUUAGUACUACGCUUCUACAAAUUAUGAAUUUUGAGGCGAUAUAUUCUAUUUACGUAGAUCCGUAAAAAUGGUUCAUUCUCGAUAUCGAAAAACAGUUUAACACACCUAUGUUUUUGCGAGAUUUCUUGAACAAUUUUAUUCACGACAAAUGUUGCAACUAUUUAUCACCCUGUUUUAUUAAUAUUUAACUAGACUGUCAGUAUCACUAUAUAGCAUCGAAAAUAUUUUAUGACCACAGAUAAACUUUUUAUUUUUUGAACAAUCGGUUUUUGUGAAUUGAUAAGUUGCACGUCCAGAAGUUUAGAAUAUUAGAGUGAUUUAGUAAUCGGAAAUACUGCAUUCUUAAACGUUAAUGAUUUUACCUAUAAUCCAAUGACCUCUUGUGACUUAAAUGACAAUUGCAGAUAUAUUGGAUUAAUAAAU